Molecule: messenger RNA, 1275 nt
Organism: Batrachochytrium dendrobatidis JAM81
Lineage: Eukaryota; Fungi; Chytridiomycota; Chytridiomycetes; Rhizophydiales
Product: cystathionine gamma-lyase CYS3
Exons: 6
Coding region: 1-1182 (393 amino acids)
Biological process (GO): transsulfuration
Cellular component (GO): cytoplasm
Molecular function (GO): pyridoxal phosphate binding; carbon-sulfur lyase activity
Source: RefSeq, a predicted model, not a curated record
AUGAAUCCUCGCUCAGCUACUCUUCAUUUUGGCUCUCUUGCCGUGCAUGCUGGACAGGAUCCUGAUCCAUCUACCGGUGCUGUCAUUCCUCCACUGUCAUUGUCCACUACUUUUGCUCAAUCUGCCGCUGGCGUUCACAAGGGUUUUGAAUACUCCCGUGCAGGAAAUCCUACUCGUCAAAACUUUGAGCAUGCCGUUGCUGCACUUGAAGGUGCCAAACAUGGACUUGCAUUCGCUUCUGGAUCUGCUACCACUGCUACUAUUGCCGGCCUUGUCGGCUCUGGCUCCCAUAUUAUCAGUGUUAAUGAUGUUUAUGGCGGUACUUUCCGUUAUUUUACAAAGGUUGCCAGCACUAAUGGCAUCACAGCCGAUUUUAUCGACUUGAGCAAUCCCGAAAAUCUUCGUGCAGCCAUCAAGCCCAAUACCAAACUUGUUUGGAUUGAAACUCCUACCAAUCCUACACUGCGUUUGGUUGAUAUUGCUGCUGUUUCCAAGAUCACACGCUCUUUCCCCAAUGUCUUAUUGGUUGUUGACAACACUUUUAUGAGCUCGUAUUUCCAGCGUCCUAUUGAACAUGGUGCCGAUAUUGUUGUCCACUCGGUCACCAAGUACAUGAAUGGUCACUCGGAUGUUGUCAUGGGCGUUGCAGUUACAAACAACGAUGAGGUUUACGACCGCCUUAAAUUUCUUCAAAACUCGAUUGGUGCUAUUCCCAGUCCCUUUGAUUGUUUCCUCGCUAAUCGCGGACUCAAGACUCUUCAUCUGCGUAUGGAACGCCAUGCAUCCAAUGCGCUUGCUCUUGCCAAGCAUCUUGAAGCGUCUCCCUAUGUACAGGAAGCCAUCUACCCGGGACUGAAAAGCCAUCCCCAGCACGAUCUUGCUGUUCGUCAGCAGCAUGGUUAUGGCGGUAUGGUCAGUUUCCGUAUCAAGAAUGCUACCCUCGCUACUUCCAACGCGUUUCUUUCUAGCCUUGAAAUAUUUACUCUUGCCGAGUCUCUUGGUGGAAUCGAGUCACUUGCCGAACUCCCAUCUGUCAUGACUCACGCUUCGGUCACUGCUGAAAACCGUGCUAUGUUGGGUAUCACUGAUUCUCUGAUCCGUCUAUCUGUUGGAAUUGAAGACGAACGAGAUUUGAUUGCCGAUAUUGACCAAGCUCUCAAAAAGGCAUCUACUGUUGUCUAAAUACUACAUGAAUCAAAAUUACAUUGCGCUUUGCUAUUCACGCCGAAUACAACACUAAACAAGAGUCAAAGUAUAAUAAACAGUUAGUUUCAU